Capronia epimyces CBS 606.96 is the source of this 1515-nucleotide messenger RNA. RefSeq lists its product as uncharacterized. NCBI's taxonomy places the organism in Eukaryota, Fungi, Ascomycota, Eurotiomycetes, Chaetothyriales, Herpotrichiellaceae. The coding region runs from base 1 to 1515 and encodes 504 amino acids. The record is from RefSeq and is a predicted model, not a curated record. Gene Ontology annotation, molecular function: DNA binding; zinc ion binding; DNA-binding transcription factor activity, RNA polymerase II-specific. The transcript is spliced from 2 exons. Gene Ontology annotation, biological process: regulation of DNA-templated transcription; DNA-templated transcription.
AUGGAGGGCUCGAAGACUCCGAGAAAGUUAAUGAGUAUAAUACAACAGUCAUGUGACUUCUGCUACCGGCGCAAGAUCAAGUGCGAUGGACACAAGCCUCGUUGUUCACACUGUAUCACGUAUAAAACAGAUUGUACCUAUACAGCACCAAGUCGCAAGUCCAGACCGAAGAAAAGACGGAGCUGUGCACAGAUCGAGGAUGGCACCAGCAUCAGCAAUACCCAAGGUCGAUUGCAGCACCUAGAAGCUCUACUGGAGCAACUUACUGAGCGUGUAAAAGUCGCUGAAAAGCACAAUGAGGUUCAGGCUCAGAUACGACUCCAGGAAGAGAGACCAAUCGACACGGCAACGCUGUCAACGACCACGACAACGACAGCGACAAGCAAAGGCGGCGAUGCAGACCAUGACAACAAUCCUCCUAAAUUGAUGUUUCUCCCUCCUCUACAGCAAGUCUUGCACAUCGUCGAAAUCUUCCUCCAGAAGUUUAACGCAGUACUACCGCUAUUUGAUGCCAAAACCCUUCUGCGUCUAAUCCACGACUUCUACAGUCUUGGACCCCAACAACGAGAUCCGGUAGCAUGGGCUGCGAUCAACGUGGUGCUAGCUCUCGCACACCAGAAGGCCCUAGUGGGCAGUAGUAGUCCCAACUGCUCAGUCGAGUAUCUCAGCAGAGCGGAGUCAGUGCUCUCGGAGGUGGUGCUGGGCGAUAUACAGUUGCUCAACAUCCAGGUUCUCGUGGGCAUGGUGAUGCUACUUCAGGCCUCGCUAGAUCUCCGGUCAUCGCUGAUCUUAAUCGCUACAACGAUGCGUCUCGCACACAGUAUUGGCCUGCAUGACCGUACCUCCUCAGCACACCUGGAUCCCACCCACGCGAGACAGCGAGCUUGCGUCUUCUGGAUGGCGUAUAUCCUCGACAAGGAUCUCAGCAUGCGCUCGAAACAGGCAUCGGUCCAGCUUGAUGACGACAUCGACCUCGACCUGCCUUCACUUGAAAUCGCCGGUUAUCAGAUCAAUGCUAGGGGUGAAAUCGCUGACGACAGCAUCGGUGCCGGUUAUGUCACCACCGUGGACGGAACUGUGAAGAUGAAUUACUUUGUGACCCGCAUCCAGCUGGCUGUUAUUGAAGGCGGCGUGUAUGAUUAUCUGUUCUCCACACGCUCUCAGAAACGGAGUAGGGAGGAGCGUUCCCGCGCACUGGAGAGCGUAGCUUGCGCUCUUGAAAAGUGGAAAGCUUCCAUCCCGCCCGAGUUCAGCACCGCUAUGGCCUUGAGAAGAGUCCGUCCUGGCAUGCUCCGUUUCCUUGUGGUGUUGCACUCCACCAGUCUGAUGUGCACAACUCUCCUAAAUCAGGCGAAUGCCUGGAACGCUCAGUGGGUGGACAGUAUACGCAGGUAUGCGAGAGAAGGCACCAUACCACUGCUACCACCUCAGUGGGAGGCGUUGGUGGAUGAGGCGCGUGAUUUGAUGGUCUUAUUUGGGGCUUUGCCCGUACCAGAUCGAUGGAACUUCUGGUAA